Messenger RNA from Scomber scombrus (Atlantic mackerel), 2676 nucleotides. It is a transcript of the gene ccm2, whose product is annotated as CCM2 scaffold protein. The record is from RefSeq and is a predicted model, not a curated record. NCBI's taxonomy places the organism in Eukaryota, Metazoa, Chordata, Actinopteri, Scombriformes, Scombridae. Gene Ontology annotation, biological process: vasculogenesis; heart development. The transcript has 10 exons. Bases 352 to 1746 code for a protein of 464 amino acids.
UGGCGGCACGAUUGAAAAGUUUUGACAGUUUUCUCCGAGUUUGUUUUCAUUACAGACUAUUUCUUUAGCCGUUUUCAGCUGCACAGCGGCACGCCCUGUUUUGAAAUUGGUGGGACACCGGCGUUUACUCUAAUGGUUGAGGUAUAACGUAGACGUGAGGAUGGCUUUUUUGCUAUCAGCUCAGACUCGGGCAUCACUUCUUUACCAAUCCUAGGCUAGGCUAGGCUAAUGUAGACUAGCAGGCUAAAUACUUGUCGUAUGAGUGCUGGUCAAAAAGCGUCGUAGUUAUGUCUUGUCUCACUCGGAUCUCCACCCAGAAGUGAAUAUGAAGAAGAGGACCUUUACGUAGAAAUGGAGGAUGAUGUGAAAAAAGUGAAAAAGGCAAGUCGGCCUGGCAUCGUGUCUCCGUUCAAGCGAGUGUUCCUGAAAGGAGAGAAGGGGAGGGACAAGAAGGCCCAGGAGAAGGCCACUGAGCGGAGGGCCCUCCACACCUUCUCACUCUCUCAGCCUGACCACCGCAUUGACCCUGACAUCCUGCUUAACGACUACAUUGAGAAGGAAGUUAAAUAUUUGGGGCAGCUGACAUCAGUUCCAGGAUACUUGAACCCAUCAAGUCGGACAGAAGUCCUCCAGCUCAUUGACAAUGCAAGGAAGUCACAUCAGUUGGCAGGCCAGCUGACAUCAGAGCAGGAUGCAGUGGUGAGCUUGUCAGCAUACAACAUCAAGCUCGUGUGGCGCGAUGGAGAGGAAAUGAUCCUGAGAGUGCCCAUCCAUGAUAUUGCUGCUGUGUCCUACAUCAGGGAUGACUCGCUGCACCUCGUCGUGAUCAAAACAGCCCAGGAGUCAGGAGGCUCUCCUUGCCCCAGCUCGUGUCCUGAUCUCAACAAAUCUCAGACCCUGAGCUCCUUGUCAGAGAGCGGAGCUGUGCUUGUAGAAGUAUGCUGUCUGCUUGUGCUGGCAGUUGAUAAUAAGGCAGCAGCAGAGGAACUGUGUCUUUUGCUCAGCCAGGUCUUUCAGAUAGUUUACACCGAAUCAACCAUCGACUUCUUGGACAGAGCCAUUUUUGAUGGAGCAACUACGCCCACCAGACACCUUUCUCUAUACAGUGAUGACUCUUCAAGCAAAGUGGAUGUUAAGGAGGCAUUUGAAGCAGACGCCAGCACAUUUCCUUUCCAGGUUUCUAUGGAGGCAGACGGGAAUUCUCCUUCAGCUUCUACGCCAGCUUCCCCUCAGACGAAGACUGCAAGUGAAGGAGAGCUCAGUACCACAGCUGCAGAGCUGCUUCAGGACUACAUGACCACACUGCGGACAAAGCUGUCAUCCCAGGAGAUCCAGCAGUUUGCAACUCUGCUCCAUGAAUACCGUAACGGUGCCUCCAUCCAUGAGUUCUGCAUUAACCUUCGACAACUCUAUGGGGACAGCAGGAAGUUUCUUCUACUUGGCCUGCGACCCUUCAUACCAGAGAAGGACAGCCAGCACUUUGAGAAUUUCCUCGAAACUAUUGGUGUCAAAGACGGCCGAGGCAUCAUCACUGACAGCUUUGGCCGUUACCGACGUACAGCCAGCUCCGCCUCAGAUUCCACAACCAACGGUAACGGAGCAGCAGGAGGAAGCGGAGACAGCGCAGCUUCGGACGAGGGCCAGGAGGCUUCCGAGGGUGACGAAUGGGACCGUAUGAUCACUGAUAUCAGUAAUGACAUUGAAGCUCUUGGCUGCAGUAUGGACCAGGAGGGAGUGACACCCUGACGUGGUGAACUGAUGCCUACUCCUCACAUUACAGUUGUGACCAGUAGACAUGAGCUGAAUGGAUCAGAUGAAGGUGAUCCUUCGCACUGAAAUAAGAUUUGGUUAAUUGUAUUUUCCUCUAAUUGUCAAGAGGAUGCUUCAUAGCCCCUAAGCUCUCAAGGAACCUAUUCCCACAAACUGAACAUGAAACAUGAAGUCAACAAAUGCACUUAUGCAGACCCUGUAGAUGACAUGCAGUCAGUUGGCUAUUUUUGCAUUUGCCUCUGAUUAUAUUUUUAAGAUUUCUUUGUGUUUGUACUCAUUUAUUGGCAGUAUCUGCCACUGCUGUCAGCAAUGUAGCAAAAAUCUUCAGACUCUUUGUUUUAGAAGGUUAAGAUGGAGGCUGUACUGGUUUUUGCUUUUGUAUUAUUUUUAUUAUUAAUUAUUAUUAUUAUUAUUAUUAUUAUUAUUAUUACAGGUCAAUCAGCUUCAUCAGCCAGGAGAACUUUGGUUUUCUUCAUUUAUUUUUCACAUUCGUGUGUUGCUGUGAGUGUAACAUUUUGCUAUAUAUAGUUUUGUUUUUCAGUAAGAUUUGUGUACCACUUUGUUUUACACUAUCAUUUAUCAGUGUUUACUCAUUUAUAUAUAUUUUUGCCUUAUUCAAACUGACCAAGGAAAUGCUGUAAAACAAAAAAUUCUCAUUCAAUGGAAGCGAUUGAGUGAAAACUGUAUUUGACAAAGCCAGUUAGCUGAUGGCUGAUGUAACAUUGUGAUUUUGAAGUUUUCGUUCUCAUGCAGUUCAUUUGUUCUGUCUUGUGACAUUACAUGUUUCUGUCAUUGUGCCUUUACACUGCAGUACUGCUGCCAACUGUCUGUCACACACACAGACAUGGAAUUAUGAACUGUAACUACAGUUGUUGAGCAAAUGGUUAUUAAAUAACAGCUACUUAA